AUGGCCGCUGUCGUUGCACAUCAACAAGCUGCUCUUUGGCAUCGACGACUUGACCAUUUUCACAUCCCCGACGUCCACUUCACCGGCAUGAUGCCACAAUACGAAAACCAAAGGACUGGUGGCAGUGCACCGACAUCCCGAUCGUUCCUGCCUGCGACAACGCAAAUGGACUUGAGUCUGCCUCUAUUCUCUGCGAACGGACUCCCAACAUCGGUGCCGUACCAAUCAAGUGGAACUUUUGCAUACGGCUCUUCUGUCGAUCCCUACAACAUGCAGCAGAGUAACAUGCAACACUCGUAUUCGAUGAACUACACAUCCAAUCUUUCACCUGCGGUCUCAUAUGCCGACAGGACUGAGCAUCAGUCACUUGCCAACGUCCACGAAGCUCGCCACGCCUUUGCUCUCGAUAACGCUCAUUUGGUCAAAGCGGAAAGCGCAUCUCCCGCUCAAUCUAGUCCAGUAUACAACAAUACUUCAUACACUUCAGAGUGCAAGAGAUCUUCUUCUGAACCAAUGGACCCGUCCAACAUCAACUUCGCUACGGACGUCGACACUUUGAUGAAGGCAAUCCAGGCGAAGCAGACGACAUCGACACAGCAGCAAGAAGCACCUCCCAAAUUCGAUAUACUGAUCACAUCACAGCGUGAGGAGCCAAAAGUCAGCCAAAAGCCGCGUAAGCGGUACCAGUGCCACAUGCCAGACUGCAACAAGAGCUUCUUCCAAAAGACGCAUCUCGAGAUCCAUAUACGGGCACAUACUGGAGCGAAGCCAUUCGUAAGUCUUUCCAACCAAAAGCUCAGGGCUUCUAUUAAUCGAUUCCCAGGAGUGCAAGGCACCAGGAUGUGGUCAAAGAUUUUCUCAACUAGGCAACUUGAAGACAAGGAGUUAUGGGAGUACUUUGCGUCCCUGUACAAGAACUCCAAUAAGGGCAUAAAGGGACGCGGGAAAGACCGGAGAAUAUCUGCCAUGUCCUCUUCAGCCUCUGUCCAUCCCUUGUCGUACUCGACGAUGCCCACGUCUAACAAUCGAAGCUAUCCCGGAUUGUACAACCACAACGGUAGUGACCGCAGCAGUCGCAGUUCGUCGGCAUGUACGGAUCUCAGCAACCAGCGCCCAGAGCCUAAUUACGACUUCAACGCACCUAUGCAGGCGGGUUAUCCGACACAAGGGACAGGUUACGAUGACAUGGUUUUCCCCGAACGCAAGAUGUACUGA
Parastagonospora nodorum SN15 is the source of this 1215-nucleotide messenger RNA. RefSeq lists its product as hypothetical. The record is from RefSeq and is a predicted model, not a curated record. Gene Ontology annotation, biological process: regulation of transcription by RNA polymerase II. The transcript is spliced from 3 exons. Gene Ontology annotation, molecular function: DNA-binding transcription factor activity, RNA polymerase II-specific; RNA polymerase II cis-regulatory region sequence-specific DNA binding. Lineage: Eukaryota; Fungi; Ascomycota; Dothideomycetes; Pleosporales; Phaeosphaeriaceae. Bases 1 to 1215 code for a protein of 404 amino acids.